AUGGCGACGGCGCAAGUCAGGGGUUCCCUACCCGGCGGGCAGCAGCCGGAGGCGCCGCGGGAGCUACCCCUCGAGCAGGGCCAUGGGUUCCGCCGCUUGUCGGCCAGGCUCUGCGCCUUGCGCCCGGAUGACAGCAGCUCCGGCCGCACCGAGAUUCACCUGCUCUUCGACCAGCUCAUCUCCGAGAACUACAGCGAGGGCAGCGGCGUGGCCCCGGAGGAUGUCAGUUCUCUUCUUGUUCAAGCUUGCCGACUGGUGCCUCUUAAUCAGAAUCAUCUUGUCAGCAAACUGUCUCAGCUUAUCCACCAUUUGCUUAACACAUUACAGGUGAUCGUUGAUGAGCAGAACUUGGAUUUCCUGUUGGCAUAUACUAUUUCUGCUAUUCAGCAGUGCAGUUCCUGGACACACAUGCAGAUUCUUCAAGCCCUGGCAGCUCUGGUUUACGGCAAUGGCUCAAAGUGUCAAAAGUACCUCCCAGACUUGCUAGGCAAGAGUGGACUCUUGAUGAAGUUGAGUGACUUGGCUCAGUCAGACCCUGAAGUUAGGAGAGCUGCAGUGCACUGUAUGGCAAACUUAUGUCUCAGUGUGCCAGGACAGCCAUACUUGGAGGAGCCCUACCAAAAUAUCUGCUUCCAAGCUUUCUUGACCAUUUUACAGUCUCCAAAAGCACCUGAUAUGGAUGAUAUCACGUUUUGCAUGUUGUUACAAAAUGCAUUGAAAGGUAUACAGUCUCUUCUAAAUGGUGGGAAGAUGAAACUGACACAGACGGAUGAACUUGGAGCUCUUCUAGCUGUGCUAAAGAAAUCCAUGUUCCAUGGGCUCCCUGGACUAAACAUAGAGAUGCCCACGGUGCUGUACCCAACUCCACUCCCUCAGUAUGAUGGACGCCCACCCAUCAAGCCGCAGCAGCCGGAAGCCAGUGCUUCUCAACCACCUGUGAGUAAAAAGAAAAAAUCAAAAGUAAAACCGAAGAAACUCCAGCAAGGAGAGGAGGAGGAGGAAGAAUCCAGUGGUGAAAGAGAAGUAGCCCCAGCCCCUGGCUCAGGUAGAGUGAACCUGCCUGGAGGGGACACUCGGUGCUCCCCCUCCCUGGAUGCUCAGACUUUGCCAGUAGCUGGAAGUGGAGCCGCAGGAAAGGACCGAGUCUCCUCACCCUUCAGUUCUGCCAGUUGGAAAAGGGUCAGCAGUAGUGAGUCAGACUAUUCUGAUACUGAAGGAGGCAUGCAGAGUAAAGUGAGGUCUUACCAAGCCAAGGUUCGCCAAGGAGCACUAGCUUGUUUUCUUUCUACUAUAAAAUCCAUAGAAAAAAAAGUUCUUUAUGGCUACUGGUCAGCCUUUGUUCCUGAUACACCUGAGCUCGGGACCCCACAGUCUGUGUCCUUGAUGACUCUUACGUUAAAAGAUCCUUCUCCAAAGACGCGUGCCUGUGCUCUGCAAGUUUUAUCUGCCAUCUUGGAAGGCUCAAAGCAGUUUCUUUCUGUUGCUGAAGAUACCAGUGACCACAGAAGGGCCUUUACGCCCUUUUCUGUGAUGAUCGCUUCCAGCAUUAAAGAGCUGCACAGAUGUCUUUUGUUAGCUUUGGUGGCUGAAUCAUCCUCACAGACCCUCACUCAGAUAAUUAAGUGCCUUGCAAAUUUAGUAUCAAAUUCACCUUAUAACCGUCUGAAACUCAGCCUGCUGACCAAAGUCUGGAACCAGAUAAAGCCUUAUAUCCGCCACAAAGAUGUUAAUGUUCGUGUGUCAAGUCUCACUCUCUUGGGAGCCAUAGUGUCCACUCACGCGCCUUUACCUGAAGUCCAGCUGCUUUUACAACAGCCCUGUUCUUCUGGACUCAGCAAUAGCAAUUCAGCAACUCCUCGCCUCAGUCCUCCUGACUGGUGGAAAAAAGCCCCUUCUGGACCCUUUCUGGAAGAAGCGUCGGUUAGCUCACCUAAGACGUCUUCAGAACCCUGCUGGCUCAUUCGACUUUGCAUUUCCAUUGUUGUUCUGCCCAAGGAGGAUUCCUGCUCAGGUAAUGAUGCUGGCUCCGCAGGAGGAAGCACCUAUGAACCGUUCCCCAUGCGCCUGGAGGCCUUACAGGUAUUGGCUCAUCUGGCAAGGGGCUACUUUUCAAUGACUCAAGUCUACUUGAUGGAGCUCGGAGAGGUGAUUUGCAAGUGCAUGGGGGAGGCAGAUCCAUCCGUCCAGCUUCAUGGAGCCAAGCUUUUGGAAGAACUGGGUACAGGCUUAAUACAGCAGUAUAAACCGGAUUCCACCAAAGCACCUGAUCAGAGAGUGCCAGUCAGCUUGGUGGUGAUGUUCUGGACUAUGAUGCUCAACGGCCCUCUACCCAGAGCCCUGCAGAACUCAGAGCACCCAACUCUGCAGGCGAGCGCCUGUGAUGCCCUGUCUUCCAUCUUGCCGGAAGCCUUCAGCAGUCUGCCGGGCGACAGGCAGAUCCUGUGCAUCACGAUGCUGCUGGGGCUGAACGACAGCGCGAACCGUUUAGUGAAAGCGGCGACCUCACGGGCCCUUGGGGUCUACGUGCUUUUCCCGUGUCUCCGACAGGAUGUCAUAUUUGUUGCAGACACAGCAAAUGCAAUAUUGAUGUCACUUCAAGACAAAUCUCUUAAUGUCCGGGCAAAAGCAGCCUGGUCCCUAGGCAACCUGACAGACACUCUGAUUGUCAACAUGGAAACACCAGACCCAAGUUUCCAGGACGAGUUCUCUGGCCUCCUGCUCUUGAAGAUGUUGAGAUCAGCUAUAGAGGCAUCCAAGGAUAAAGACAAGGUAAAAAGCAAUGCAGUCCGAGCCCUUGGAAAUUUGCUUCAUUUUCUACAACCAUCUCACAUAGAAAAACCCAGAUUUGCUGAAAUCAUCGAGGAGGCUAUCCAGGCCCUAAUUUCUACUGUUCUAAUUGAGGCUGCUAUGAAAGUCCGAUGGAAUGCUUGUUAUGCAAUGGGAAAUGUAUUUAAAAAUCCUGCUCUUCCCUUAGGACUGGCCCCAUGGACCUCCCAGGCCUACAGUGCCCUGACUUCGGUUGUGACGUCAUGCAAGAACUUCAAAGUGCGCAUCAGAUCUGCUGCUGCCCUUUCCAUCCCAAGUGAGCGAGAGCGCUAUGGGUCCACUGACCAGUACGCUCACAUCUGGAACGCACUGGUCACUGCCUUACAGAAGAGCGAAGACACCACAGACUUCUUGGAAUUCAAGUACUGUGCCAGCCUACGGACCCAAAUCUGCCAGGCGCUGAUUCACCUCUUGAGCUUGGCCAGUGCCUCAGACCUGUCCUGCAUCAAAGAAACCCUUGAACUGAAUGGGGACAUGGUCCAGUCCUAUAUCCUGCAGUUUUUAAAAUCAGAAACAGAGAGAGAUGACAGUGGAGCACCCCACAGCCAGCAGGAAAGAGACCAGACGGUCAGAACAGCCCUGGACCACAUAAGCAGCGUCCAGGCACCGGCUGGGGACACAGCCAAAAGGGCCGUCGUGGACUUCUUAGAAGAUAUUCUGACUAUUUAUUUUGACUCAUCUGGAUGACAAGUAGCACUCCUAGGAUUAACAAAUCGGUGAAUAUUCUACCAUACUUUCCAGGUGUCAGGUGAUAAUAGGAAGAGCUGAGCUGAGCGUAAGAUAUGUGGGAUUUAAGCUGAGGGGCAGAAACAGUUCAUCCACUAUUUAUUUAAAAUGAGUUAGCAGCUAUUUGCGUUUUUCUCAAAGGGCUCAGCCACUUUAGAGGGUGGGAGCCAAGGAAUUGGGUUGUCAUGUGGCCUGAGCACACUGGGGGGUUGUGAAGGGUGUUUAGUCUCAGAAGAGUUUGAAAAAAAAAAAGGCAGAAGCGUUUAAGAAUUAGAGUGUUGUGUACUGUGUCUCUGGGAAUUGCUUUUCUUUUAUAAUAAACUAAUGUAAAGCA
Messenger RNA from Camelus dromedarius (Arabian camel), 3886 nucleotides. RefSeq names its product HEAT repeat containing 6 (gene HEATR6). The transcript is spliced from 20 exons. Lineage: Eukaryota; Metazoa; Chordata; Mammalia; Artiodactyla; Camelidae. The coding region runs from base 1 to 3513 and encodes 1170 amino acids. The record is from RefSeq and is a predicted model, not a curated record.